AUGGUCUCCGAUAAAAUCCGCCGUCUUGAAAGACGCGCAGAACAACCCUUCCGCUUCAUGGACCUUCCUGGAGAGUUGCGCAACAAGGUAUACGCUUUACUCCUUUGCUCCUUCGGAUCUACCCCGGACCGCGCUAGAGAGCGCAGCGACGCCUUUCUCAACGACCGUUCUGGCUUAUUGCAUGUUGUCGACCUUCUGCACACGAACAACCCAACUAUCCUUCGUACCAAUAGCCAGAUCUAUCGCGAAGCCCACGAUGUCAUGAUCAAGACCAACCGUUUCAUUCGCGUUCGACUCACACAAGCUCUACCCCUUCGAAAGAUCCUUUGCUGUCUGGGUGUUGCGGUAGUCGCGACUGGGCACCGUGCAGCGCAAUCCAGCGGAUAUUUGGUAGACAUAUUUAUGUCGACGUACCCACUCAGCAAAUACCAGGGUCAAUCAUGCGACUCCCGAUCGACUAGUAUAAUCGUUCGUGUCAUCGAUCUUGAGCUGUUCUGCCGUGACUUUAAGAAAGUAGACGCAAUAUCUCCAGUGCUAUCUAAAUAUAUAACAAUGGUCAUCGACGUAGCCCCGAUGCUCGAUCAUAAACGCCCAUGGUAUCGGGACGACUUUGCCACUUUCUUUUCCGAGACCACCCAAAAGGCGAUAUUGAAGCCGUUACUCUUGCUGAGAGAAAUUGCUAGCGUCGAAUUUCGGGGCCCUGUCAUGCCGAAUAUUGCGGUCAAGCUUGGGAACAGCAUGAUAUCCGAUGAGCAUGAAGAUCUUGACCACAGCUUUCAUCUUAUAACGUAG
Alternaria alternata is the source of this 792-nucleotide messenger RNA. RefSeq lists its product as hypothetical. The record is from RefSeq and is a predicted model, not a curated record. NCBI's taxonomy places the organism in Eukaryota, Fungi, Ascomycota, Dothideomycetes, Pleosporales, Pleosporaceae. The coding region runs from base 1 to 792 and encodes 263 amino acids. The transcript has 2 exons.